This is a messenger RNA of Calliphora vicina (urban bluebottle blowfly), 599 nucleotides long. It is a transcript of the gene pre-mod(mdg4)-Y, whose product is annotated as pre-mod(mdg4)-Y. The transcript is spliced from 2 exons. The record is from RefSeq and is a predicted model, not a curated record. The coding region runs from base 202 to 441 and encodes 79 amino acids. NCBI's taxonomy places the organism in Eukaryota, Metazoa, Arthropoda, Insecta, Diptera, Calliphoridae.
UUAUGCUUUAUUACUACAUUAGAAGUGUUGAAAGUGAUUUUUACAAUACAAUUGUAAUAUUUUAUAGUAACAAAAUAAAAAGAAAGUCCCAUAGUGUUUGUAUUGGGAGAAAAAGCUAAUUAUAAUUUCCAAACUCUAUUGGAAGAAAAGUGGAAGAGUGUAACCAUGAACAAGUAAGCUACAUAUUCAGUAGUGCGAACGAUGAAACUGGAACAGAAAAAAUCAAAUUAUGAUAAUCUUAAUGUAAGUUUUACACGUAGCGUACGUGGUAAUAAUUUGCUAACAAUAAAUGGUAAAAACUAUACCUUAAAUCGUCGCAUAAAAGAUGCCUGCUACUGGGAAUGUGUGAAAGUACGAUGCAAAUAUACAAAAUGCUCAGCACGAGUUAUAACAAAAUACAAUCGUAUUGCCUCCUUAAGAGGACAACAUAAUCAUAAUUAAAUUGAUGAUAAGUAAAUAAUAUUAAGUAGUUUAUUAACAAAUCACACAAUAAAGUACAAUUAUGUUAAUUUAAAUAUUUGUUUUAAAUACAAUUCAAUUGUUAAAUACAGACAUUUUAUGUUAAAUAUAAAUUAAUGUUAAUAUCUAUAUAUAUAUAA